AUGUGUGUGAAGAAGAUUGCACCCAAACUCCACUUCGACAAGUUUAUAGACCAUCCCAUCCCAUUGCCGACAACAAAGGCCCGUAAUGUAAUCAAUAUUGUUUUAAGAAGAAAUAAGGUAUUUUCUCACACUCUGCGACCGACUGCGGAGGUGCCUGUUGCGCGAGAGUGUUUUGUCUGGGGUGCAAACACCGUGCCUUUUUCGAGGCACGUACACCCCCGCUUCUUUCACUUCCUUGUGCGCCCUAGUAGACACUGCCACGAGUGGGUACUCCAACUAUGCGACCUCAAGGUAUUGAUAAGAGGCAUCCUCAAGGAGAUGGACUCCGGGGUUGUCCAAACAGAGCUGGCCGAGGGAUACCCCGUAAGGGAUGUACGGAAGAGUACGAUAUGGUAA
Pieris macdunnoughi is the source of this 396-nucleotide messenger RNA. NCBI's taxonomy places the organism in Eukaryota, Metazoa, Arthropoda, Insecta, Lepidoptera, Pieridae. The record is from the annotation of a GenBank genome assembly.